Scomber scombrus (Atlantic mackerel) is the source of this 1269-nucleotide messenger RNA. It is a transcript of the gene gpr68, whose product is annotated as ovarian cancer G-protein coupled receptor 1. Gene Ontology annotation, cellular component: membrane. The transcript has 6 exons. The record is from RefSeq and is a predicted model, not a curated record. Bases 1 to 1269 code for a protein of 422 amino acids. Gene Ontology annotation, molecular function: G protein-coupled receptor activity. Lineage: Eukaryota; Metazoa; Chordata; Actinopteri; Scombriformes; Scombridae. Gene Ontology annotation, biological process: cellular response to pH; G protein-coupled receptor signaling pathway.
AUGUUCAACAUGUCUGACGAGUCCAGGAUUGAAUGCACCAUCAGCCAUGAAAUCCACCAGUACCUCUUCUCCUGUGUGUAUAUCCUCGUCCUGUUGAUUGGUGUUCCCUCCAACCUGUACUCUCUGUACCACGCUACACUGCAGCUGAAACAAAAGAAUGAGCUGGGAGUAUAUUUAAUUAACCUCACUGUGUCUGAUCUGUUAUACCUGGCAUCAUUACCACUGUGGCUCCAGUACAUCUUUCAGGGUGAUGAUUGGAGUCACAGGGAAUGGUUGUGUCAGCUAUGUGGCUUCCUCCUCUAUGAGAACAUCUACAUCAGCAUUGGUUUCCUGUGCUGUAUCAGUCUGGAUCGCUACUUGGCUGUGGUCCAUCCUUUAAGGUUCACGUCUCUCCGCUCUAUGAAGGCAGCCUGGGUCGUGAGUGCCAUCAUCUGGCUAAAGGAGAUAGCAGUAGGCGUGGUUUUCUUCCGUCAUAAAGAACUGAGCAAAGACCACACAAACCAAUCAGUGUGCUUCGAGCACUACCCCAUGAAGCAGUGGGAGUAUCCAAUCAACUACUACCGCUUCAUUAUUGGCUUCAUGUUCCCAUUGGCCAUUCUAUCGAUCAGCUACCUUUGUGUCCUUCGUGCUGUGGGUCGGAGUGCAGGUACCCAGCCGGAUCAGAAGACAAGAAUCAGGCAGUUAGUCAGCAGUACCAUCCUCAUUUUCCUCGUCUGCUUCUCCCCAUACCAUGUCUUCCUGUUAGUUCGCACCCUGCUGGAGCGGGACUGCGAAUUUAUCACAGGAAUAUUUAACUACUACCACCUGUCGUUAUUGCUGACCACUCUGAACUGUGUUGCCGACCCUGCUCUUUACUGCUUCGUCAGCGAAAGCGCCCGCCGCGGCUUGUACAGGGUCAUAUUCCGACCCGUUGCCAGGAUACUUUGUUGCUGUCAUCGCCGCGGCAAUGCCAGUCCCACUAACCCCGCCACGGAUUCCCGUGAAGUCGCCACUGAUGAGAACAACGGCCAUCCGACUGUUAUGCUGCUAACACACUCAAGCACACACACCAGCACACUCAACAAUAUUAAAACAGAUGCCACCAUCAAAAAUACUAUUAUAACCUUACAGAUGGAUGAAAAAAAGGUCAUACCAUUAACUGAAGAAAAUAACAGACACUCAGAUAAAUGUGCAGACAGUGAUGGAAAGGUCAGCUUUGUGAUUGGCAUGGAGGAUAUGAACCUAAAGGCAGAGAAGCCUGAAGAGACUGAGGAGCACCCACUAAAAUGA